Eptesicus fuscus (big brown bat) is the source of this 1967-nucleotide messenger RNA. It is a transcript of the gene LAP3, whose product is annotated as leucine aminopeptidase 3. Lineage: Eukaryota; Metazoa; Chordata; Mammalia; Chiroptera; Vespertilionidae. The coding region runs from base 32 to 1591 and encodes 519 amino acids. Gene Ontology annotation, molecular function: manganese ion binding; metalloaminopeptidase activity. The record is from RefSeq and is a predicted model, not a curated record. Gene Ontology annotation, cellular component: cytoplasm. The transcript is spliced from 13 exons. Gene Ontology annotation, biological process: proteolysis.
GAAGGGCGGCGCUGGGGGCCGAGCCGAGAAGAUGUUCUUGCUGCCUCUUCCGGCCGUGGGGCGAGUCGCCAUCCGACGUCUGGGGGUGAAGCGGUUCUGGAGCCGAGGUUUCGGCACCGCAGACAUGACGAAGGGACUUGUUUUAGGAAUCUACAGCAGAGAAAAAGAAAAUGAUGUGCCACAGUUUACAAGUGCAGGAGAGAAUUUUGAUAAACUGGUGUCUGGGAAGCUGAGAGAAAUUCUGAACAUAUCUGGACCUCCGCUGAAAGCAGGCAAAACCCGAACCUUUUAUGGUCUGCAUGAGGACUUCUCCAGUGUGGUGGUGGUUGGCCUCGGCAAAAAGGGGGUUGGCGUGGAUGACCAGGAAAACUGGCACGAAGGCAAAGAAAACAUCAGAGCGGCAGUUGCAGCGGGGUGCAGGCAGUUUCAAGACCUGGAGGUCUCUUCCGUGGAGGUGGAUCCCUGUGGCGACGCCCAGGCGGCUGCGGAAGGGGCAGUGCUCGGUCUCUACGAGUAUGACGACCUGAAGCAGAAGAAGAAGGUGGUCAUAUCGGCGAAGCUGCAUGGAAGCGGCGACCUGGAGGCCUGGCAGAAAGGGGCCCUCUUUGCUUCCGGGCAGAACCUGGCACGCCAGUUGAUGGAGACGCCUGCCAAUGAGAUGACGCCAACCAGAUUUGCUGAAGUCAUCGAGAAGAAUCUCAAAAGUGCUAGUAGUAAGACAGAAGUCCACAUCAGACCCAAGUCUUGGAUUGAGGAACAGGAAAUGGGAUCAUUCCUAAGUGUGGCCAAAGGGUCCGAUGAGCCUCCAGUCUUCCUGGAAAUCCACUACAGAGGCAGCCCCAAUGCAAGCGACGCCCCUGUGGUGUUUGUUGGGAAGGGAAUUACCUUCGACAGUGGUGGCAUCUCCAUCAAGCCUUCCGCAAAUAUGGACCUCAUGAGGGCUGACAUGGGAGGAGCUGCCACCAUCUGCUCAGCCAUCGUGUCCGCCGCCAAGCUCAGCCUGCCCAUUAACCUCAUCGGUUUGGCCCCUCUUUGUGAAAACAUGCCCAGUGGUAAGGCCAACAAGCCUGGAGAUGUCGUUAGAGCCAAGAAUGGAAAGACCAUUCAGGUGGAUAACACCGAUGCUGAGGGGAGACUCAUCCUGGCCGACGCGCUCUGUUACGCGCACACCUUUAACCCAAAGCUAAUCAUCAAUGCCGCCACCCUAACAGGUGCCAUGGACAUAGCUUUGGGCUCUGGCGCCACUGGGGUCUUUACCAAUUCAUCCUGGCUGUGGAACAAACUAUUUGAGGCCAGUGUUGAAACAGGGGACCGUGUCUGGAGGAUGCCUCUCUAUGAACAUUAUACAAGACAGGUUGUAGACUGCCAGCUUGCUGAUGUGAAUAACAUUGGAAAAUACAGAUCCGCAGGAGCAUGCACAGCUGCAGCGUUCCUGAAAGAAUUUGUGACUCAUUCGAAGUGGGCGCAUUUAGACAUAGCAGGUGUGAUGACCAACAAAGAUGAGAUCUCGUAUCUGCGGAAAGGCAUGACCGGGAGGCCCACGAGGACCCUGAUAGAGUUCCUGGUUCGGUUCAGUCAAGACAGUGCUUAGUUCAGAUACUGUAAAACUCCUUCAUUCCAUCUUACAUGGGCAGUUGAGCUUCAAAAUAUUCUGCAAUGGAUGAAAAUCUUUUAAAAGGAAAAAAGGAUGAUGUUUAAAAAUGUAGAACAAAAUGAAAUUUGUAUGCCUUGAUUUGUUUUCUCAUUUUUAUGCAGAGAUUUAAAAUUGUAAAGCUAGUAUCUUGCUUGGAAAACAUUUUUAAGAUAUCCUAUAUAUGAUGGUUGAAUUUUUAAAAAACUACCUAGUCACUUUUCAGAGUAUAUGUUUUUAAUUGAGGAGCAAAAUUGUAUUUCAGAUUUGUGACGCCAGGAACAUGAGUUACUGUGAAGUUGUCAGAAACAAUAAAUCCAGCCUUUUGUGCUCCUUG